UUGUUGAGCCAAUAAGUAGUCUACAGAAGUAAGCAGGACGUAACAGAGCUCAGGAUCAGUACUCCCACAAAUGUUUAAUAAAAUAAGUAAUUCGUGAUUUCCGUUCAGUAUCAAACGGCUCUUCGAAAAUGACUUCUCAGACUGUCAGACCUCAUCACGCCGAAAUUUCGCCUACAGAAAAGAACUGCCAUGGUAGGGGAGAAAUAGAAAAAACUGGCACUUAUUUUGAGGAAAACAAGAAAGAAUGCCUUAAGUUGGUAGCUAAACCUCAUUUCGGCGCGUCUGUUCCUUUUGAUCCUGCAGCCGAAGUGUCAGACAUUAGAUCACAGCACUGCUCAGAGAAACGUGGUAACAGCAUGGAAAACAUCGAAGCCCUGAGAUCUCGUUUUGUAGCUCCAGAUGGAGGAUAUGGUUGGUUUGUUGCAUUCGGUGCAUUCUUGGCACAGUUUUGGAUCGCUGGGCUGAUCAAAUCAUAUGGAGUAAUUUUUAUGGAAAUCAUGCAGCUUUACCCUGGUGCGAGCGCCUCCCUUGCAUCUUGGAUUCCUGCUAUUCUUUCAACGCUUUGCCUUGUAUUGUCUCCCAUCUGCAGUGCACUUUGCCGAAAAUUUUCGUGCCGAUCGGUUGUUUUUACAGGCGGCCUUCUUUGUUGGAUGGGUGUUAGUUUGAGCUAUUUUACAACUAGUCUCCAACAGUUAUGUUUUACUUUUGGGAUUUUAACAGGACUCGGAGCUGGAUUGGCCACAACUCCAGGUAUAAUUAUGACUUCUCGCUAUUUCAACAAGAGACGAGCCUUAGCGAAUGGUCUGUGCGUUUCUGGUACAGCUGUUGGAAGCAUGUUGCUCCCUCUUUUACUAGAAGUCCUGGUACCAGCAUACGGAUUUAGAGGAUCAAUCCUCAUUCUCGGAGCCUGCAUGCUUCAUAUUUGUUUGAGCGCUGCUCUGUAUCGUCCUGUAGAGAUUCACCAAGCCAUAAUGGAAAGUGGAAUGGACAUAUCUACCAACCUUGACGGUGCACAUGUUGGCAGGAUCGAUUGUGACGUUCAUGUUCCUGAUGGACAGCCUGUAACCAUCAAUGAAGAUGAUAUUUCAUUGGUCCACAACAAUCGUGAUAAAGUCUCGUCAAAAAAUUUCCCCCAUAGAUUAAGCGUUAUUCACAGCAUCGAGGAUCUAAGCACCAAUUCUACUGUUAUUUAUACAGAAAAUAUUCCCUAUCCGAAACCUACAAGCCUUGACCAGUGUCUCACGGAGAAAUUUGUUCAAACGGAACCACCAAGUAGCCCGGUUAAGAAAAUUAGGCGAUUUAAGCCAUGUUCGAUCACGAACUACAUCGAUAUGUCUCUAAUUAAAAAUCCUAUGUUCUUGCUUAUGGCCUCAACUGUGAUGUUGAUGGCGGUAGGUUGCCCCCAUGCUUUAUUCUACCUACCUUCGUACGCCAAUUCUCUUGGCAUAGAAAAAAGCCAGUGCAGUUUACUCUUGUCUAUCAGUGCCAUCUUCGAUCUCAGUGGUAGAUUAGGUCUUGGCUAUAUUGCCGAUCUAAACCUUUUCUCCAAAUCGAAAGCUUACAGCGUAAGUAUGCUGACUGGCGCCAUCGCAGUUCUAUGUUUGCCGUUUGCUACAACAUUUGCAUCUUUCGCUGUCAUCGUGGCGUUUUAUGGAUUUGGCUUGGGUAGUUGGUUUCUACUAAUACCGGUCUUACUCAGCGAACAUCAUGGAACUGAAUGUAUUGGUUCUUCUUACGGACUGGUUCGCCUCUUUCAGGGAAUGAUAACGUUGGUUGUCCCUCCUUUGGUUGGGUAUUCUAAAGAUGCCACCGGUGACUAUGUAACAGGAUUCUAUUUUAUGGGGAUAUCGAUGAUGGCAGGUGCUAUACUUAUUAAUUUGAAGCCAGUUGUUUUGCCUUUAGGUAGACCCCAUCAAAAUUCUUCGCCAUAAUAAUGGCUGAGCUCUGUAAAGGAACAGAGAUAAAUAAAUGUAGUUUGUGUCUUAUUUAUUU
Molecule: messenger RNA, 1992 nt
Organism: Daphnia carinata
Lineage: Eukaryota; Metazoa; Arthropoda; Branchiopoda; Diplostraca; Daphniidae
Gene: Sln
Product: monocarboxylate transporter 12-like
Exons: 7
Coding region: 129-1931 (600 amino acids)
Biological process (GO): monocarboxylic acid transport; transmembrane transport
Molecular function (GO): monocarboxylic acid transmembrane transporter activity
Source: RefSeq, a predicted model, not a curated record